GGAAAAAAACGGGCCUGACGUAGAGGCACACCUCUCGAUGGAAAGACACCAGCCGGGGACCGAAAAGGCACCUUAGCGGGAAGGACAGGCCGAGCGGACUGGCUCCUCCGGCUGCAGCGGUGGACGCAGACUCCCGGUGCAGCAGACGCGCCGGAGAUUCCCGAACCCGGCCGAGCCGAGCCGAGCCGAGCCGAGGGCGCACCGCGGCGUCCCGCACAGCCGUCACCGCAUCAUAUUCCCCCGCAAGAUCAGAUCUGCAAUGCUCAUAUUGUGAGAGGGCAGAGACACGGGUUUAAAACUGCCAACUUUAUUUCAACAUGUCAGACAACAACAGCCCUGCAAACUCCACAGAGACCAAGAAAAUAGAUGUGAGAAUGAAUGAGAAGAAGUGCUCCUGGGCUUCCUACAUGACAAAUUCCCCAACAAUGAUUGUGAUGAUCGGCCUGCCUGCGAGAGGGAAGACUUACAUGUCCAAGAAACUUACACGCUACCUGAACUGGAUUGGAGUGCCAACCAAAGUGUUUAACCUGGGUGUGUACCGCAGAGAGGCCGUCAAGUCUUACAAGUCCUAUGACUUCUUCCGUCACGACAAUGAGGAAGCCAUGAAAAUAAGAAAGCACUGUGCUCUCAUAGCUCUGCAGGAUGUGAAGGCAUACCUAACAGAGGAGGGAGGUCAGAUUGCAGUUUUUGAUGCAACAAACACGACACGAGAACGGAGAGACCUCAUUCAAGCUUUUGUGAAGGAGAAUGCUUUCAAGGUGUUCUUCGUGGAGUCGGUGUGCGAUGACCCAGAAGUCAUUGCUGCUAACAUUAUGGAAGUGAAGGUGUCCAGUCCGGACUACCCCGAAAGACACAGAGAAAGAGUAAUGGAUGACUUCCUUAAGCGGAUUGAGUGCUACAAGGUCACUUACCAACCUUUGGACCCUGAUGACUAUGAUAAGGACCUCUCCUUCAUCAAGGUGGUGAAUGUGGGCCGCCGUUUCCUGGUGAACCGUGUGCAGGACUACAUCCAGAGCAAGAUUGUCUACUACCUCAUGAACAUCCACGUGCACUCUCAUUCCAUCUACCUGUGUCGGCACGGAGAGAGCAACCACAAUGUUGAAGGGCGCAUCGGGGGAGACUCUGAACUUUCCCCCCGUGGGAAGCAGUUCGCCCACGCGCUGCGAGACUUUAUCGACGAGCACAAGCUGUCAGACUUGAAGGUGUGGACGAGCCAGCUGAGGAGGACCAUCCAGACGGCGGAGGAGCUCAGCGUGCCGUACGAACAGUGGAAGAUCCUCAACGAGAUCGAUGCUGGUGUGUGUGAAGAGAUGACGUAUGAGAUGAUCCAGGAGACGUUUCCAGAAGAGUUUGCUUUGAGGGACCAGGACAAGUAUCACUACCGCUACCCAGGAGGAGAGUCCUACCAGGAUCUGGUUCAGCGCCUGGAGCCGGUUAUCAUGGAGUUAGAGAGACAGGGCAACGUGCUGGUCGUCUGCCACCAGGCUGUGAUGAGAUGUCUUCUAGCAUAUUUUCUCGACAAGGGUGCAGAUGAUCUUCCCUACAUGAAAUGUCCACUCCACACAGUUCUCAAGCUCACUCCGGUUGCGUAUGGUUGUAAAGUGGAGAUGUUUUACCUUAAUGUGGAGGCGGUAAACACACAUCGAGACCGGCCUCUUGGUAAAUUCCCGAAGGACUCAGCCCCCUUACACCGGCGGAAUAGUUACACUCCCUUGUCCAGUCACGACCAGGUCAAGCGGCCCAGGCUCUACAGCGCAGGCAACCAGCCCUGGCUCCCGCUCGCCCCCACCCCGGUGGCUCUGAUGCCAGAGGGACUGCAAAGCCAAACUCGGAUAGGAAGCGGUUGUCUGAAUCCCUGUGCGAAGGAGUUGACUUUGACAACCCCGAAGAAACUAGUGGCUGUGUCCGUUUCUGAGUGAAGAAGUCGGGAUAUUCUUCAGACCUUUCCUCGUGUUGAAGUGUGCACAUCAUUUGGCUGCAGUCAUGAUUCAAAAACACAUGUGAAUUAUUUUAGCCAUUUAAAUUUUUUUUUUUUUUUUUUUAAAGAUGUAGGGUUUGAAAGUCCAAGGUGAAAUUACUUUCUUUUCAAUGUCAGUCCACAUAUGCAGGAGGUGGCAUGUUUUUUUUUAUCUAUCUCAAGCUAUUUGUCCAUACUCUGCAUGCUGCAGUCUAGAAACCUUUUACCAAAAACACUUUAUGCAUGUCCACCAAAAUAAAUCAACCAACCACAGAGAAACAAAGAUAUUACCAACAUGGCAACUGAUUCUCACCUCACAUUUUAAUGCCUUACUGACCUGUAAAUGUAUUAUACUAUAUAUGUUUAUGUAGAAUUAGUUCCUCUGUAUACCACUGAAUGUAAGUCUUUGGGUUAUGAUCAUAAAAAGUUGGUUUCGUGAUUGCAGAGAGGAGGUAUUAUGAUGUGGAUGCUACAGAGAUAUUUUUGUAAUACUAACGCACUUGUCUACAGUGUUUGAACAAUCAGUAGUUGCUAGUCUUGUUAGAUGAAUUAACGGCUCGUCCUCCGUUAAGUCUUAAUGUAAGAAAAGAUGUCAGGUACCGGAGGAAGUUUAAUAAACUGAGAGUUUUCCAUCGAUUUUAGAAGCAUUGUAUUUUGAAUGUGUUAGAAAAAUUUGUUUUGCAUUACCAGAGAAGAACUUUGCAAACCUAUGAUAUUAUAAUACAUCAUCCAUCCCCUGUUCUUUCCUCCGUAUCCAGUAAAGGGGACUUUGUUUAAUGAAACAAACUAUCAAAUGUGUCAUCUGUUCCUUGUGCUCAUGUUAUAAUAGCAUGUCUGAAUUGUAUCAUGCUGAGGAGCUUUUUGUGUGAACGCACAAAAUCUUUUUCCUUUAUUCAAAACAAAGUAUGGAGUUGUUUAUGUUAAGUCCAGUUGUGAAUGUUGAUGCGUUAUUGCCCUGCUCAAAGCAGCCCACUGUGCCUUUUAAGCAGACAAUAAAAGUGAAUUUUGAAGGGAU
Salarias fasciatus (jewelled blenny) is the source of this 2972-nucleotide messenger RNA. RefSeq names its product 6-phosphofructo-2-kinase/fructose-2,6-biphosphatase 2b (gene pfkfb2b). The transcript has 17 exons. Bases 318 to 1919 code for a protein of 533 amino acids. Gene Ontology annotation, biological process: fructose metabolic process; fructose 2,6-bisphosphate metabolic process. Lineage: Eukaryota; Metazoa; Chordata; Actinopteri; Blenniiformes; Blenniidae. Gene Ontology annotation, cellular component: cytosol. Gene Ontology annotation, molecular function: ATP binding; fructose-2,6-bisphosphate 2-phosphatase activity; 6-phosphofructo-2-kinase activity. The record is from RefSeq and is a predicted model, not a curated record.